AUGAACUCGACAAGACGUGCUCAGAGCAAGAAUCAGCCGAGCGACGCGAUCGCGAACCAGACUGGGCCAGUCAAGGUCAUAGAACAGGGUAAUGCAAGCGUCGUCGAGGGUACACCACCAACGCCGCGAGUGGAAAGUGAGGUCCUCGGCGAGGAAUGGGACGGCGGGUAG
Messenger RNA from Cryphonectria parasitica EP155, 171 nucleotides. RefSeq lists its product as uncharacterized. The coding region runs from base 1 to 171 and encodes 56 amino acids. The transcript has a single exon. The record is from RefSeq and is a predicted model, not a curated record. Lineage: Eukaryota; Fungi; Ascomycota; Sordariomycetes; Diaporthales; Cryphonectriaceae.